UAUAAAUAUACAUGAAGAAAAUGUCUGAUUAACAAACAUUAAAAAAGGUAUCUAUGAAUCAUAAUCAUACUCAUUUUGAAUCAGAAACAUCAGAUAUUGAAAGAACUACAAGCUUCGAAUCAAGUUAAUUAGGAAGAAUUAUUGAUAUUGUAUCAUAUCGGAGAACUUCCACUUCUUCAAAAGGAGAUAAUAAUUAAAGUCCUAGACAAUAAAGAAAAAAUUCAUUUGUCACUUUUGAAUCUAAUGACAUAUCAAUCUCUGUCAGUCAAAUUAAAUACAUUAAUGAGUAAUUUUUUAACCAAACUAUUAGUCCUUCAUAAUAUCUCAAAAUGAAUGAUUUAUAAGUAAGAGUUUGGAAAGCUUUGACUAAAUGCACUAAUUCAUAAUUAGUACUAAUCAUUAUUUAUUUAGGAAUCAGUUUUUUUGAUUGACAUUAUUGUUUUGCAUAAUGAUACAGAAUUUGAAUUUAAGUUUGACCUUUCACAAUUAUCAUGUUUUAUGACUGUUAAAGAAUUAAGAGAAUAAAUACAUAUUAUAUUUACUGAAUAAAAGAAUCAAAGUAGGAUAUUUUAUUAAAAAUGUAGAAAUAUAGGACCCCUAAUUGUAUAUAUUGAUUGGAAUUAUAAAAACAUAAAAAUUGGAUGGUGAAAUAAGAUUGUUUGAAUUACUAAAUAUCUUACUCAAUGGAAAAAAAACAUUGAUUUUGUAAUCCUCUUGUCAUAAUAUCUGA
Paramecium sonneborni is the source of this 730-nucleotide messenger RNA. The record is from the annotation of a GenBank genome assembly. Lineage: Eukaryota; Ciliophora; Oligohymenophorea; Peniculida; Parameciidae.